GUUGAAUGUGAUAAACGAACGUUUCUAAGCGAGUCAGCUGAAAAAAGCUUGCAUUUAGUCUAAUAUAUCGGAACAUUUUAAUCUUGAUAAGACAUUUACUUCGUUGAAAUUGUGACCAAAAUGCCCGUGGACCAGAUUCAAUACUCCGAAAGAUAUAAUGAUGACGUAUAUGAAUAUAGACAUGUCAUCUUACCACCGGACAUCGCUCGGCUUGUGCCCAAGUCCCAUCUAAUGACGGAGACAGAAUGGCGGAACCUCGGAGUGCAGCAGUCCCCCGGCUGGCUCCAUUUCAUGGUCCACAACCCGGAGCCCCAUGUCCUGCUGUUCCGGAGACCACGGACGGACAUUCAGCCGCCGGUCAACGGGUUAGAUAGUAAUACAAGCUCGACUGUCAAAGUAUAGAUGUAGAAGGUGGGUGUUUUGUUUAGAAUUUAAAAUUGGUUUGAGAUAUUAAUGUAGAUUAGAGGAGACAUGAGGGAAUCAACCAAUAGCAUUGGUAGUCUUCUCCUCUCUGCUGGAUUACAACCAAAGUUGUUUGUCGCUUCCUGCAUGACUCAGAGGAAUUUCAGCCUAAAUCCAAAUACACAUCAUGUUGUACUCAACGAUGGCCACACUGUUAGCUUACCAUUGGUGGGCCUUAUGCUGUUUGUAAGAAGGUCCACCAAUGUUACAGUUAAGAGUGUUGCUCAGUGCCGGAUUUAGAUAUUUGCCGCCCGUAGGCUAUGCCGAUUUUGCGGCCCCUAUCCCCCUCACUUAUAGGUUUUGAAAAUUUUUUCGAGAAAAUAGUAGGUACAUUUUUAGGGUUCCGUACUUCAAAAGGAAAAAACCGUAACCCAUAUCUUAGGAUCACUUGGUUGUCCUAUAUGGGUUCCGUCCAUUAGUAACGUAGCUCCUCCGUCCGGCCGUCUGUCUGUCUUAAUAUAAAAGGUCUUGACAUGACAGAGGGCGGCAAAAUCGACAAAUAAUGCUUAUUAUUUAAAUUUUACAAAUAAAUAGUGGAGCGGCAAAAUUCCAAUAUUUUUUUGACCCAAAUUUGCUGCCCUCUAAAUUCUGCCGCCCUAGGCUUCAGCCUACUCAGCCUAGUGGUAAAUCCGGCACUGGUGUUGCUGUUUGUACAUAUGGUCAAAUUGAUGUUAAACUUAAAGUCUAAACAAAGCAUUAUGCUAAUUAAUUUUAUCAUCCUUGGAAUUAGCAAUAUCAUUUUAAAUCAACUAGGUAAUCAUUGAGGUCGAAUGUGUUUAGAGUUUUAUCAAUCGAUAAUAACUUUGGCUAUGUGCAAAAAUACUGAGAAUAUGUAUAAUCUGAGCCAGGGUUCUCCAAAUUACGGCCCGCAGGCGGAAACGUGCAUACAAGUCUGCACUUAACCCUAUGAACGCCAAGCCUAUCGUGGGUGGCGCGUCAUCGCCGGAACGCACGGAGGUUGAUAUUGGGCUGUAGUCACACGUGCAGUAGCCGUCUUUGGCAGUCAGUCAUCAGAUUAAGGCUUGGCCAACCCCAAGGCCAUCUUAAAGAAAGUGGAGGCCUUCCUGUGGUCCUUUGUCAGAAAAUUUGGAAAUCUAGAUUUUCCUUCCUUGUGUACAAAAUAUUGCACAUAUUUAAAUUUUUAUAUUUUAAUUGAACCUCAGGAUAUACAGUCAUAACUUGGGAAUCUCUUGUUGAUUUAUGAAUGAUAUUCUAAUGCCAAGGAUUAUUUGUUAUGAUUAAUUUCCUAAUACUUAUAGUAUGAAAUAUUUAAACAUGUUAAACGACUGAAUAUUGUAGCUACGUGAAGUUUAUGUGAUAGUUGAUAGAUAAUUCGUGUUUUUAUCUAAAAUAUUAUUGAUUCAGUCUUAUGGAUGGUUGUAUAUUUAGAUUUUAAAAAUAUAAUACUAAUUUUAUUUUUAAUGUCCCUGACUAGUAUAUGAGGGACUUGUAUAGCCAAUGGGAUUUAAAUGAAAUUAGUAUUUUACUUUAAAUAUCCUAAUAUCUUUUAUUUAUGUAGCAUUUAUAGACAAACAUUGAAUUCUAUUGAUAAUAUUGAUAUUCUAAUGUAUAUGUAUUUAUUACUAAUAGUUUGGAUUAUACUUAGGCUUUCUAUAUAUUAUGCAUGGUUGGCUAUGUGCGUGAUUGUGCGCCCGCCUGACGCCUAUGGACCAUAUUAGUACCUAAUUUUACAGUGGAUGUAUCAGUAUAUUCUGAAAAGUUCAGAAUGUCGGGUAAGUAAUUACAAAAAUGGACUCUAUGAGAUAGAAUUAUGGGUGAUUUACGGAAUUAGCCCACAUUUUGAAGUAGUCGGAAUAACCCGAAUACACCUUAUUUCAAAUAGUAUAGAAAGUUCCCUAUUUUGCCACUAGGUGCGCUGUUGUAGCUUUUACUACCCCAAUUGCACAAUAAACUUAAUUCGUCUUACAUCCAACGUGAACGCUCAAAUAGCAACCUAAUUGCAUUCACAUAAGAUUUGUUUUAGCAUAAUUGUGUUUACGUUUUAGUUUGCAUAGAAAACUUGCGUUUAAAUGCAUUUCUUUCUUCCAUUUUUAUAUUCUAAUAUUUGUGGAAUGCGUGCCUUAUGAAUUGUUUUUGAUUCUUGUGAUGUGACAGAAAUAACUAAUUUAAGUUAUCCAUGUUGUUCCUUAAUGCCUUAAUAGAUGUACUACUAUGUACCUAUUUUAUUGUUAAUAAUUACGAUUAAAUUACUUUAAAACUUA
This is a messenger RNA of Cydia fagiglandana, 2684 nucleotides long. RefSeq names its product cyclin-dependent kinases regulatory subunit-like. The coding region runs from base 121 to 402 and encodes 93 amino acids. The transcript has 2 exons. NCBI's taxonomy places the organism in Eukaryota, Metazoa, Arthropoda, Insecta, Lepidoptera, Tortricidae. Gene Ontology annotation, cellular component: SCF ubiquitin ligase complex; cyclin-dependent protein kinase holoenzyme complex. Gene Ontology annotation, biological process: regulation of mitotic cell cycle. The record is from RefSeq and is a predicted model, not a curated record. Gene Ontology annotation, molecular function: protein kinase binding; ubiquitin binding; cyclin-dependent protein serine/threonine kinase activator activity.